GGCCGCAGUGGCUGGUAUUCGCGUUUCGGAAGUCGCACUGAGUGCUGCGAAAUUUUCGCUACCCCUCCGGCAGGUUCGGUUCCGUUGGAUAUUUUUGUAUUUGUUUUUUAUGAUAGUUUUUUUUGUCUUAAAAAUGAGUGAUUUAUAGUUUAUUUUUAUUCAAUAUCCUCAGUUGGUCAGUAAUUGGUUUGUUCGGAUAACCCAAAUCACGUUUCUAGACUUCUGGCAAAGGAAUUUGUGUUCAUUAAUUUAAUUAGUACAAUUAUAUAAAUAUCUAGAACUGGGAAAAAGUGCGAUUGGGGAAACGCAAUCACGAUCUUUUGGAUCGUUUCAUGUCGGAUAGAUACGUUUUCGUCUGUUUCAUUCGUUAGCUUGAAGUGCUACGCAAAACUGUAAUGGUGGAAAGCCUAAAAUCCUAUGGAAAAGUGUUGAAGCAACGCAAAAUCCGCUUUAUUUUCCAAUAAUCCCGCAUAUAGUGUCAGGAAACAGAUCGGUGGUGAAGAACCGUGUGUAAUCCGCGUAUGGAAGCGAAUAAAACAACGCGAAAUAAGUGAUUGGCGUUGACAUUAAUGGCAGUCACACACACCAGAUGCCGUUGCUCGUUCAAACCUUAGUGUGGAGAAGUGACUUACCCUAGUGCUGACCUUGAAUCAAUUUGGGGGAAGGUUGUUGGGGUUACUGUGAGUCAACAUGAAGAAGACCACAGAGUCCAAGGAGAACCUGUUCAGUUCGAACACAUCGCUAUCUCCAGAGGAUGGGGACGCCAAAUCGAACAAGAGCGGUGGUUUCGAGUUCGAUCGGGAUAUUCCCGAACAGGUACUGACGAAGACGGAGAAAAAAUUCUUGCUAACAGCCGAACGGGGAGAUUGCGCAACGGUGCGAAGAAUUAUCCACGAGAACCGUGAUACACCGGAAGAGUUCGACAUAAACUGUGUGGAUCCGCUCAAUCGUUCGGCCCUGAUCGCGGCCAUCGAGAAUGAGAAUAUCGAACUGAUCAACUUACUGCUGGCAGAAGGAAUUCGAGUACAGGAUGCAUUACUGCAUGCCAUCAACGAGGAAUAUGUGGAGGCGGUCGAAACUCUACUGGUAUGGGAGGAAGAAAAUCACGUCCCGGGUCAGCCUUACAGUUGGGAAGCUGUCGACCGCUCAUCGUCUUCGUUCACAGCCGAUAUAACGCCACUUAUACUCGCAGCCCAUAGGAACAAUUACGAGAUUUUGAAGAUUCUCUUGGAUCGAGGUGCAACCCUGCCUAUGCCACACGAUGUUCGCUGCGGAUGCGAUGAGUGUGUUACAUCCAGCGAGCAGGAUUCCCUGCGUCACUCGCAGUCACGUAUCAACGCCUACAAAGCACUAUCAUCCAGCUCGUUGAUAGCCCUCAGCUCGAAGGAUCCAAUCGCAACCGCCUUCCAUCUGUCCUGGGAGCUGCGGCGGCUCAGUCGCACUGAGUCCGAGUUUCGGGCCGAAUAUGCGUCUAUGCGUCUCACCGUCCAAGAGUUCGCCAUGUCCCUGCUUGAUCACGCCCGAACAUCCAACGAACUGGAAAUUAUGCUAAACUUCAACCCUGGCUCAACGGACAACUGGGAACCCGGAGAGCGACAAACGCUCGAUCGUUUGAAGCUGGCGCUCAAAUUCAAGCAGAAGCUGUUCGUAGCCCAUCCGAAUGUCCAGCAGCUGCUGGCCGCCAUCUGGUACGAGGGUCUGCCCGGAUUCCGCCGCAAGUCCCCCGUCGGCCAGAUCGUGCAGGUGGCCAAGCUGGGCGCCAUGUUUCCGGUGUACAGCAUGAUCUACAUGACGGCGCCCAACUCCGAGAUGGGUCGGUUUAUGAAGAAACCGUUCGUCAAAUUUAUCGUGCACUCGGCGAGUUAUGCGUUUUUCCUGAUGCUAUUGGGCGCUGCUUCGCAGCGUAUCGAAUACUUGGUUAUGGAGUGGUUUGGACCGGAUUGGUUGCAGGAGAUAUUGAAGGAAUGGAAGCGCAAGGAACGUGGAUCGUUUCCGGGGAUGUUCGAAUGCAUGGUUAUGUUGUAUAUAAUAAGUUUGAUAUGGCAUGAAAUGAAGUCACUUUGGAACGACGGAUUGCUCGAUUAUAUCGCUGAUCUGUGGAAUAUAGUGGAUUUCAUUUCCAACUCGUUCUACAUAGCCUGGAUCAGUUUGCGCUUCACGUCCUGGUACACAGUUUGGCGUGAUGCCAACGCUGGUCUGAAUCCGUGGUAUCCUCGAGAGCAAUGGGACCCGUUCGACCCGAUGCUGCUAUCGGAAGGUGCCUUCGCCGCCGGAAUGAUAUUUUCCUUCCUCAAACUUGUGCACAUAUUUUCGAUCAAUCCACAUCUGGGACCACUGCAAGUAUCGCUCGGUCGAAUGAUUAUCGAUAUCAUUAAAUUUUUCUUCAUAUACACAUUGGUUCUGUUCGCGUUCGGAUGUGGAUUGAACCAGUUGCUCUGGUAUUACGCCGUGUUAGAGAAAAACAAAUGCUACCAUUUGCCGUCGGGACUUCCGGAUUUCGACAAUAACGAGAAGGCUUGUACGAUUUGGCGCCGUUUUGCGAAUCUUUUCGAAACGUCCCAAUCGCUGUUUUGGGCUUCGUUCGGUUUGGUGGAUUUGCUGGCUUUUGAGCUGAGCGGAAUCAAAAGUUUCACCCGCUUCUGGGCUUUGCUAAUGUUUGGGUCGUACAGUGUGAUAAACAUUAUCGUGUUGCUCAACAUGUUGAUUGCCAUGAUGAGCAACAGUUAUCAGAUAAUCUCGGAACGUUCGGAUAGUGAAUGGAAAUUCGCUCGCUCUCGCCUGUGGAUGAGUUAUUUCGAGGAUGGUGACACCCUUCCGCCCCCUUUCAAUCUCGUGCCUUCGGUGAAAAACUUUUACAAAAUUUUCAACUGUGACAAAGCCAAGCGCUCGACAACAAGUAUAAUCAAACGAAACCGGGAAAAGGCCCAGAAGCGUCACGAAAACGUUAUGAAAUUAUUGGUGCGAAGAUAUGUUACGGCCGAGCAGCGAAAGAGGGACGACUUUGGCAUCACUGAGGACGAUGUUAUGGAGAUUCGGCAGGACAUUAGCUCUUUGCGAUACGAACUCAUCGAUAUUCUGCACCAAAAUGGAAUGAAAACACCUCGCGUUAAGCCGACCGAUGCGUCAAUCGCUGGUAAAAAGGGUCGCGUCAUGGAGCGUCGUAUUCUGAAGGAUUUCCAGAUAGGCUUUGUUGAGGGUAUCCUGAAUGAGACGUUCAAGAAUGCCACAGACAAGCCUGCAGCCGAUGUGUUCAGCACUAUCGCAAAGGCAAUCGGUGGGCGUACCAGUGGCAAGAAGAAGAAGCCCGAAGACUGGAACGCCAUCGUCCGCAAGAACACCAUGGUUCGUGAUCCUAUUGGAAACUCUUCAGAGGCUGUUAUGCGUCGUAAUCAGCAGAGUUUACGCAAGCGAAUCAUCGAGGGCUCGCAGCAAGGUCUGGCGAUGGACACCCAGAAAUUGAUCGAGUUCAACCCGAAGCUGUCCGAGGUGACACCGGUAACUCGUGUUGCGUACGUCAAGUUCAUGACAAGCAAGCUGAAGAAGGACUUCCGCGAAGGAGAAGCGGAUGAGGCGGUUGUCGAGAACGAACGCCCACCGGGGAUCAAACCUUCGCUGAAGAAAAUAAUUAGAGAGAAGAUUAUUGUUCCAAAUGAAGCCAAUAACAAAGCGUCGGCCAAUAUCAAACAGAAUGAUAUUCCGCUGAAGGAAGCGGCGCCUGCUCCAACCCAGGUGAGAAUUCAACCUCCCGUGGGAACCGCUAAUACCGCCUUCAAGGAGGAGAGAGAUGACAACAGGAUUGACCUCUCCAAGGUCCGUGUGCGUUCUCCCAUCCUGGAGGAUCCUAACGAGGAGAUGAGUGGUUCGGAUGGAGAACGGUGCCUUUCGCCCACCAAGAGUGACAUUCCCGACCGUCCCAACUCUCCGAUCCCAUCCAUAAGCCCACCGCUGGAGAAGGAAACCGACGCAGGAAAACCCAGCAGUGACGAAGUGAGCAAAGCGGGUUCCAUCAAAGUCAAAGAUCCCGUCGUCCCGGAGGAGAAACCGAAGACCCAAGCGAGUCUCAAGAAAGACACCCUUUCUCCAACCGCCUCGACCAAAUCCGAAUCGUCGCGGUCUCCAUCGCCGAGUCCCGCGGCUCCCAAAACGCCCGCCAAACGCUUGGAAGCACCGGCGGCCAGCACCACCGACGAUAACCUGUCGCGUUCUCCCUCGCCGGCGAUAUCCGACAAGGGCAAAUCGAAAAUCACCGGCAAAACGAUCGGUGGAUGGAUGUAGUUUCAUUUGCACCAUCAUUCGAUAGAAUAUUUGCUUUGAUUUGGGAAGCUUCCCUCACUCUCUUUCACUGUAGAACUAAUUAGCGGGAAAAGCUUACGCAAUUUGGAUGUUAAUUAUUUCGUGCCCUAUUGUGAGUAAUAGAAAGGUUUAAUUUGAAUUCCAUUGAAAGACGAA
Molecule: messenger RNA, 4449 nt
Organism: Toxorhynchites rutilus septentrionalis
Lineage: Eukaryota; Metazoa; Arthropoda; Insecta; Diptera; Culicidae
Gene: trp
Product: transient receptor potential protein
Exons: 15
Coding region: 691-4275 (1194 amino acids)
Biological process (GO): calcium ion transmembrane transport; manganese ion transport; regulation of cytosolic calcium ion concentration
Cellular component (GO): cation channel complex; membrane
Molecular function (GO): store-operated calcium channel activity; inositol 1,4,5 trisphosphate binding; protein binding
Source: RefSeq, a predicted model, not a curated record